AUAUGAAUUUUUUGUAGACUACAUUAUGCAACACUGUUAUAGACAAUCCAAAUAGUUUAACAAAAUAUGAUAUGGUACAAUACAUCAUUAACUAUUUAGAUUCAGAUACAGUACUUUUUCAGUCAAAUGAAGAUGAUGAAUUAUACUCCCUACAAGUUAAAGAAUGGGAUCCUGUGGUUCAAUGGUUUUGUGAUAAAUUCCAAGUGAAUAUAUCUAAAUCAAGGAGUAUGCAAGGUUUAGUAAUAGACCAAUCUGUUAAGAAUGUAAUUAGUAAAUAUCUUCUUUCAUAUGACUUUCCUGCUGUGCAUGGUUUCGUCUAUGCUGCUGAUACUGUAAAAUCAAUUAUUCUAACUAUAGCUUGUGUAGAAAAAUAUUUAACACCUGAGAAGGGGGUGCUGCUGUCUCGUUUAGAAGAGGAAUUUCAGUUAGGAAAAUGGGGGCGAGUGGAAUGGGCCCAUGAUCUUAAUCAACAAGAUUUACAGGCGAGAUUUUCUGCUGCAAUCCUACUCAUAACAUUCAGUUCUUCCUCUUGGUUGACAAAAGCUAAAAGUGUAAAACUAUAAUUGUGAAAAAAGUGAGUUUUUUGUACUUUUACUUGAGAAUUAAUAUUAUUGAUACAUAGGAGAAUAUCAUUUGGGUUCUUUAUCCGGGCAUUAAAAUUUCCUUAAAACAGA
Molecule: messenger RNA, 674 nt
Organism: Agrilus planipennis (emerald ash borer)
Lineage: Eukaryota; Metazoa; Arthropoda; Insecta; Coleoptera; Buprestidae
Product: ATP synthase mitochondrial F1 complex assembly factor 2
Exons: 4
Coding region: 72-563 (163 amino acids)
Biological process (GO): mitochondrial proton-transporting ATP synthase complex assembly
Cellular component (GO): mitochondrion
Source: RefSeq, a predicted model, not a curated record